Messenger RNA from Haemonchus placei, 423 nucleotides. The record is from the annotation of a GenBank genome assembly. NCBI's taxonomy places the organism in Eukaryota, Metazoa, Nematoda, Chromadorea, Rhabditida, Trichostrongylidae.
AUGUUUGAUAACUUUUCGCGUGGUUUGAAAAAUUCUGCCUCAUUCCUGGAGAGCAGCACGGUUCCCUUCCUGGGGCCUCUACCUGUACUAAUCUACUCGAUACACUUUAUGAUGUUUUUCGGAUAUCAACAAUGGAUCCGUAGAUGUCAUCCACCUGACCUUUCGAAGGCCUUCGAUAAAGUUUGUUAUUCCAAGCUGAUCAGUAAGUUGGAAUGCUACGGUAUUCGAGGUAACACACUUAAGUGGAUAAUGUAAUAUCUAUCUGAAAGGAGUUUCACUGUUCGUGUCGACAAUAGUUUUUCUGGUAGCUACGCUUGUACCAGUGGCAUUCCGCAAGGCGGAGUUCUGUUUCCACUGCUCUCUUUGGUUCACACAAUUGAAGUGCCUCAGCUUCUCAGAACUUGUGGUGAGGUUCAUGUAUAA